AUGUCUGCAGAACCAACAGCCAAUGACACCAGUUCUCUGGGUAUAGAUAACAAUGCUCAGCUCGUGGACGAGAUAAAAGAUAUUAUCCAUGCUAAUCGUGACCAGCUAUUUGAAAAUAUUGAAAAGGAGGUGGAAAAAGACUUGGUUGAAAUCAAUCAUUCAAAUCUCUUAAGAAACUUUCACCAUGUUAACUCUCCAAGCUCUGUUGAACCCCAAUUAACAAACCUGUGGAUCUCUCAAAUUUAUACCUUUAUCGUACUGGAAGUUUUGAAAGUUGAUGCAAUGCGCUUUCCUAAGAAUAACAAGAUUAAUGUUGAUUACGGUCCCUUCAGUUUUACUACCUUCAUAAAUUUAUGGAAACUUCCUUUUUCCAUUGCAACCUCAACCAAUGUUUCACUAGAUGGAAGAGAUAAGAUGAUCCUGAAAGGAUCAUCAAAUCAAUUGACCAGAAGACUAGCAGACAUAGAAAUUGAGAACUUUUCCAAAGUCAAUUAUGAAGGCUACUUGUUGAAAAACAUUAAACAAAUGGAGGAUGAAGUUUUUGAUAGGGUUAGGAAAUUGAACAUAAGCUCGUACAUACCAAAAUUGAAAACUUUAUUGGAUUUAACUUCAGCUAUCUGCUUUGAUUGCCAUGAAUACAGGCUAGCUGCUGUUCCAGAGAAAGAUCUUGCAAGUCAAUUUUGUUAUAGAGUUAUAACUCCGGUGGUGGAAUUUCUUUCAUUUGUUUUCAGUAUAACAUUAACAUCCCAAGAAGACUGUGGUUUAAAAUUUGACAACACUUUACCAGUUGAUGCCUUGCAAAAAGAAUUAGAAGGUUUAGGAGCUACUAGUUUACAUGCUGAUACGGUUGUUACCAUGGUUGAUCCUGAUUCUAGUGAUAAAGAUAAGAGUGACAAGAGGGUUUUAUUAAUUGAACACAAGAAGCCUCCAUUGGUCUCCCAAAUGCGUUUACCAGAUGAUUUGGAAAAGAUCAAGGGUAUUUUGUUGCAGGUAUUUUCCUACAAGGCCUGCUCAAAUGAGUUAAACUGUGGUAUUAUCAAUGAUCUUUAUGGGUCUUUGUUGGUUUUUUUCGACUCAAAUGAUUUCAAGCAUACUGAAGAUGGCCUGUUUACUUUGAAGAAUGUUCAAUCUUAUCAAGUUAACGAUGUUGAGUUUUUCCAUCAGGUGGAUGAUAAUGAAAAGCAUCAUCUCACUUCUAGGAUUAUUGUUUCAAUGAUGAUUUACAUGGAAAUAAAGAAAUAUAUGAAAAAAGAUUCUGAGAAAGGGACCAAGACAACCCAGCCUGUUUCUGGUUUGGAGCUCAAGAUGGAUCAAAGCAACUAUAGGGUGCCUCUGAAGGUCCUGAAUUCAAAGGUUAAUGAGUCCAUAAAAGAUCUGAAUCUAAAAAAGGAUAAAAAACUUUCAACCUUGAAAAGUGAUGAAAAAUCAAAAGGCCAAAAAAGGGUAUUGAGAUCAGCAACAAGUGGUAAAGCAAAAAGAAAGAAAGGUCUGAGACCCUGA
Molecule: messenger RNA, 1500 nt
Organism: Hansenula anomala
Lineage: Eukaryota; Fungi; Ascomycota; Saccharomycetes; Phaffomycetales; Wickerhamomycetaceae
Exons: 1
Coding region: 1-1500 (499 amino acids)
Source: RefSeq, a predicted model, not a curated record